Molecule: messenger RNA, 707 nt
Organism: Ambispora leptoticha
Lineage: Eukaryota; Fungi; Glomeromycota; Glomeromycetes; Archaeosporales; Ambisporaceae
Source: the annotation of a GenBank genome assembly
UUUUAACUUUGACGAUACAACUUAUUGACAACAUUUGGUCAUUUUCAGUAGCUUCAAGUAUAGACUGUUCAGCAAUCGGAGAUAGUUGCGGAACUUGUACAGUACAUUUAGAAUGCGGGUUUUGCGUUAAAGAUCAAAAAUGUGUUCAAGGAGGUUGGAAUGGACCUUUCAAAAAUCCAUCAAUAUGUCAGGAAGAUAGAUUUGAAUAUCAAUUUGGACAGUGUUUUACGCUUAUAUCAAUAACAUCGGCACUAGUCGGUAUACUUCUGCUUCUUUUAUCGUUAUGUCUCUGUUGUUGUUUAUAUCGAUGCUGUUGUGCUGCAACAAGAAGCAAUCACGUUGGCGCAGACGAAGAAAGAAACCCUUUACUGGGUGGGGAAUCGGCAGCCACGCAUCAUUUCCGUCGUGCAUCAUUUUACAAUUAUAAUCGUAAUCGACCGUUCGAAAGACGUGGUCGUACUCUAAGUACCGGGACUGCGAACAGUACGAUGCAGUACGGACGAAAUUGGCGAAAUACUGACGAGUAUAUGUACGGAUAUGGAGGCCCGUCCAUGCUUUGGGAAAAUGACCAUAACCCUCCACCUACAACUGUCGAGGAUUUCUCGAUAGGAUCGCAUGGAAACGGGAGUACGGGCGGUGAAUGGCGAAGAUGGGAGAAGAAAAGAGAAGAGCUAUUGGCAAAGUAUGGAAGAAGUAGUGAUGCUUGA